GUUUUCCGUUUUGUUUCUUCGAUUUUGAUCUUCUUGGAACAGGAUCUGAUAGAUUGAAAAAAUUGAAGAAUUUUAAGAGUGAGUAAUAUGCAUACAUGAUCCCCUACAUGUCUGGAUUGGUGAUCAGUUGCUGAACAGAGUAACACAUCUGGAGCUAAUCGUGUUUGUAAUUCUGGUGUUCAUCGUGUGGCCUUAGCAUUCAUGGUACCAGAUCCAAUUCAACUCCAGUUAACCAGACUACCAGAGAUAUCACAGUGGUACCAUUGGCAGUUAAAAGAUCUUAAAAGGCUUGUUGUUACAAUCACUGUCAUGAUUCGCCUUUCUUCCUCCCCCAUUCACUUCCCAAAAUGUUUGACAAUUGUCACACCACAAUAUACAUAGGUGGUCAAGAAGAAAGAUUCGUAAGGUUGAAUGUUCUGGAUUCGAGUUUGUCAUAUCCAUCUAAUAUAAUGAAGAGGUGUGGAUUCAAUAUAGAAGGAGCACCCCCUUCUGGUCAUCCACGUACCACUGCAUCUAAAUCAAUUAAGUACGUGAGAAGAAGGUCUGAAGGACUUAUAAAUUUUGGCCAAACUUUAAAAACCGGAGUCUCACGUGCAGUGUUUUCAGAAGAUCUAAAAGUCUCUGAGAACAAAAUAAUCGAUCCUCAAGACAAAACACUUUUGUUAUGGAACAAAGUUUCUGGUGUUAUCUUGCAUUCUUGCACUUAUAUAGCACCAUCAUCAAGAGUGUUUGGACGUGGUGAACUUGUCAUAGAUCCUGCACAGAUUGCAAGAAGAUAUAUGCAACGCUAUUUCUUUGUUGACAUUCUCUCUGUGCUACCUUUACCACAGAUUGUGGUGUGGAGGUUUCUUCAGAAUGAUCAUGGUUCGGGUGUUUUGGAGCUCAAAAAAACUGUGGGUGUCAUUACUGAAACAGCUUGGGCUGGUGCAGCUUACUAUUUGGUUUGGUUUGUUCUUGCUGGUCAUAUAUUUGGAGCUUUCUGGUAUCUGUUAGCUGUGGAACGUAAGAGUGCAUGCUGGGCGCAAGCAUGUCGUGAUGAGAGUAAAUGUGAGAUAGAAUAUCUUUACUGUGGACAUGACGAGACAGAAGGAUACAAAGCUUGGAUGCAAGUUGCUAAAGCCACUCUUGAUGAACAUUGCGUUGAAAGUGAAUCCUAUGGAGAAUUUGAUUAUGGGAUUUACUUACAAGCUGUACAAUCUCAAGUUGAUUCCUCUGAACAUUUUCCAUCUAAAUACUGCUACUGUUUGUGGUGGGGCUUAAGAAACUUAAGUACACUCGGUCAGGGGCUUGAAACCAGUACAUAUGCUAAAGAAAUUAUUUUCUCAAUCAUAAUCGCCAUUUCUGGGCUCAUACUCUUUGCUCUUCUCAUCGGCAACAUGCAGACGUAUCUUCAAUCGCUUUCGGUUCGUUUAGAGGAGAUGAGAAUCAAAAGGCGUGACUCUGAACAGUGGAUGCAUCAUAGAUUGCUUCCUCAAGAGCUUAAAGAACGAGUGCGAAGAUACGAUCAGUACAAAUGGGUGGAAACAAGAGGAGUAGAUGAAGAAAGCUUAGUCCAAAGUCUACCAAAAGAUCUCAGAAGGGACAUCAAAAGACACCUCUGUUUAAAUCUAGUCAAAAGGGUUCCAUUGUUUGCAAAUUUUGACGAAAGAUUACUAGACGCCAUAUGCGAGAGACUUAAACCAAGUCUUUACACAGAAAGCACGUUUGUGUUAAGGGAAGGCGACCCGGUCGACGAAAUGUUGUUCAUAAUCCGGGGGCGUUUAGAAAGCGUCACGACAGACGGCGGGAGAAGCGGUUUUUUCAACCGGGGGUUUUUGAAAGAAGGCGAUUUUUGCGGGGAAGAGCUGUUGACGUGGGCGUUGGAUCCGAAAUCGGCGGGUAACCUACCGCCGUCAACACGAACGGUUAUGGCGUUAACGGAGGUGGAAGCGUUUGCGUUGAUCGCAGACGAGGUGAAGUUUAUAACGAGUCAGUUUAGGCGGCUUCAUAGUCGGCAAGUUCAGCAUACUUUCCGGUUUUAUUCACAGCAGUGGCGGACAUGGGCGGCGAGUUUUAUUCAGGCGGCGUGGAGGAGGUAUUCCAGAAGGAAGAUUUUGGAAUUGCAUCGGUUGGAGGAGGAAGAAUCGGAUGAGGAUUAUAUGGAUGAUUAUGAGGAGGAGGAAGAGGAGGAGGAGGUUGAAGAGGAUGUUAAUGAAGAAACUGCGUUGAUUAGAGGGCGGGUGUCGUCGUCGUCGUCGUUUGGUGCGACGAUGUAUGCGUCCAAGUUUGCGGCUAAUGCUAUGAAACGGGUUCAGAGGAAGCGGGGAGUGUCGACCGGGUUUAUUAGUCUUCAAAAGCCUUCCGAGCCGGAUUUUGGUGAUUUGUAG
Molecule: messenger RNA, 2366 nt
Organism: Lactuca virosa
Lineage: Eukaryota; Viridiplantae; Streptophyta; Magnoliopsida; Asterales; Asteraceae
Source: the annotation of a GenBank genome assembly